Molecule: messenger RNA, 3382 nt
Organism: Clupea harengus (Atlantic herring)
Lineage: Eukaryota; Metazoa; Chordata; Actinopteri; Clupeiformes; Clupeidae
Product: cystathionine beta-synthase-like protein
Cellular component (GO): cytoplasm
Molecular function (GO): cystathionine beta-synthase activity
Source: RefSeq, a predicted model, not a curated record
GUUUGUCUCUUUAACGCAUGUGAACCGACCAGCAGUAGUGUAUCCUUGACAUUUUACGGAAGCUCGCCGUUGCUGUUAGUUAACACCGCUGAACACUUUUGAUAUACAUCGACACAACAGUCUGCAAAACAGGUGAGCCAUGCCCUCCGUACCCUCCAGUGCAGACAAUGGCAGCCUGGCCAAAAUCUGCCCCCAUGCUGCCAAGAUGAUGCUCCUCAACGGUGAUGGCAAAACCAAUGAGGAAGCCAUCUUAAAAGGCGAGGCCAAAAUGAAGGUGGCUGCCAUGCUGAAUGGUGACGGUGGUCACAAACUCGCCACAAACGGACAUACGAAUGGAGAAGGCAACGGCCUGGCCAAGGUGCAUACGCCGCUUGAUCCAGAGGAGGAGAACGAAGAAGAGGGACCAAUGGAGAGGCAGUGGAUUCGGCCGGACCUGCCCAGCAGAUGCACCUGGAGACUGGGGGGCCCCAACACGGGUUCCCCUCACAGCCACGCAGAAAGGACAAAACCUCCCGGCAUCCUGCCUAACAUCUUGAGGAGAAUUGGAGACACCCCUCUUGUCCGCAUAAAUAAGAUAUCCAAGGAAUUUGGUCUGAAGUGUGAACUCUUGGCAAAAUGCGAGUUUUUUAAUGCCGGCGGGAGUGUUAAGGACCGCAUCAGUCUGCGCAUGGUGGAAGACGCGGAGAAGGAAGGCAUCCUCAAACCCGGAGACACCAUCAUCGAGCCCACCUCUGGCAACACGGGCAUCGGUCUGGCCCUGGCUGCCGCCGUGAAGGGCUACCGCUGCAUCAUCGUCAUGCCUGAGAAGAUGAGCAUGGAGAAGGUGGACGUCCUGCGUGCUCUCGGCGCGGAGAUUGUCCGCACUCCCACCGCAGCUCGCUUCGACUCCCCGGAGUCUCACGUGGGUGUGGCCUGGAGGCUGAAGAACGAGAUCCCCAAUGCCCACAUCCUGGACCAGUACCGCAAUCCCAGCAACCCCCUGGCCCACUACGACACCACCGCGGAGGAGAUCCUCGAGCAGUGUGAUGGUAGGGUGGACAUGCUGGUGGCAGGAGCUGGCACCGGUGGCACCAUCACCGGCAUCGCCCGCAAACUGAAGGAAAGAUGCCCCAACAUCAAGAUCAUUGGUGUGGACCCUGAGGGCUCGAUCUUGGCAGAACCAGAGGAGCUGAAUGUAACCAAUAAGACACAGUAUGAGGUCGAGGGCAUUGGCUAUGACUUCAUCCCCACUGUGCUGGACCGAUCUGUGAUUGAUGGCUGGUACAAAUCGAAUGAUGACGAGUCUUUCGCCAUGUCGCGCAUGCUCCUCCGAGACGAAGGACUCCUGUGUGGAGGCAGCUCUGGUACAGCCAUGGCUGCUGCCGUGAGGGUGGCCAAGGAGCUGAAGGAGGGCCAGCGCUGUGUUGUCAUUCUGCCCGACUCCAUUCGCAACUACAUGUCCAAAUUCCUCAGUGAUAAGUGGAUGUGUGAGAAGGGCUUCCUGAAGCCUGAGGACCUGAUGAUUAAGAAACCUUGGUGGUGGAACCUUACUCUGCAGGUGCUGAAUCUGUCUGCUCCUCUGACUGUCCUGCCCACAGUCACCUGUCAGAAGACCAUCAAGAUCCUGAAGGAGAAGGCCUUCGACCAGGCUCCAGUGGUGGAUCAGACUGGGGUGAUCCUGGGCAUGGUGACGCUGGGUAAUAUGCUCUCCUCAGUGCUGGCAGGGAAGGUCAGGCCCUCUGACCCCGUGAGCAAGGUUCUGUACAAGCAGUUUAAACAGGUGCGGCUGACUGACAACCUGGGCAAACUUUCUCGUAUCCUGGAGACGGACUACUUUGCUCUAGUGGUGCAUGAGCAGAUCCAAUCUGACCACUGUGGGUCUGCGGCCAGCAGCUCUUGCCCAAUGAGUCCGUCCGCCGAGCCCUGCAUGGUCACUGGGCAGAAUUCGCAGGACAUGACCGACGACUCGCCGGUGCUGAAGCAGAUGGUGUUUGGGGUGGUGACGGCCAUCGACCUGCUCAACUAUGUGGCCACGCGGGAGAGGAGAGAACGCACGCUGUCAGAGUGCUCCCUGCCCGACGAGCAGUGACCAUACAGAUUUACACACACAUACAGAUUUUCACAUACACAUAUUCAUAAAUACACACACACACACACACACACACACACACACACACACACCUUCACAACCACUGAGGUGAAGGAGAUCGUCCGAUGUUUUGCAUUUGACAGAUCAGAUAUUUCCAAAUAUUUCCGCUCUCCUUAUAUUCACAUUUUCUUGCACCAAAACUAGUUAUUACUGUCAAAUCUGAGAAAAAAAACAUUAUCAAAAUUACUGUAUUACUGUUUAGACAAGAAUGUAUAUAGAAAUAUGUAUAAUGCAUCAGUUUACUUUGUCUUACCUGAUGAAAAGGGUUCUUUGGUCAACAAAAUCAGCAAUCUCCUAACUUAAGCAUUUUAUUCUCUCAUGAGUAAUACACAGGACUCAAAAUAGUUCUUGCAAUAGGUCAGCUUGGCAAUUCAGUGAACCAAAGCCUAGCACCGGAGCAGACACGCAUGAUCCCAUUGAGAGGUGUAUAUAAUUGAUACUUUUGAGACGCUUGUCUUUUUGUUUUGAGACUUCCAAAUAUCUAAUGUAUUGUUUAUAUGGCCAUCCUAAAGACUCACAGCUCAUACUUCACUUCACAAACAGUGGUGUUAUUCAGGGGGGGGAGAGAAACGGCUUACUUAAUUGUUGUUUUCUGACUGGUAUUCAUUCAGGGCUAUGCUGCCACCUGGUGACUGUAAAAGGCAACACAGGUAUUGUUUGACUGACGGACAGGGUCAAGGAAGUGCUCUGUAUGGGGCAAGUACUAAGAUGGGCAGAGACACCAGCCCCCAACCAGGGCGACUUGUGUUGGUUAAUUUCUUUCUAUGUCUUUGUAUUGAGACAAGAUCUUUUAAAAAGUGUAUUCGUUUUGACGGGUGUAUUUAAAGACAGGAUUUGUAACAAGGUUUGUACAGGCAGAUCUUUUAUAGAGGUCUCUGUAUGGAAUGGGGAGGUGGGGGGGAUUAUUUUCUUACUCGCUGUGCUUUUGACCACAUGUAAAUGAAUAAAUGUAUCUGAAAUAGGACUGAAUAAAUGGGUAAUGUUUUGAAUUUUGAAUUGAAUUGAAUUGAAUUGAAUUGUAAUGCAGUGUGAUUGAUAUUAGGGAAAGGAAAUCUUUGUGGGUAGACGUUAUGCUUUAAGGACUUCAGUUACUCUGUCCAUAAUGCUUUUGGCAUCUUUCUGCUUUAUAGUUGAUAUUUAUAUGUUCAGACCUAUGGGGGAAUUUUACUGUUACUUUUUGUUCUGUACCAUGUCUACAUUACCUUUGGCAUUGCAUAACUUUGCUUGAAAUAAAGAUAUUUUUUUUCCCUAAAA